Messenger RNA from Nannospalax galili (Upper Galilee mountains blind mole rat), 876 nucleotides. Its product is annotated as insulin gene enhancer protein ISL-2-like. Gene Ontology annotation, cellular component: nucleus. Lineage: Eukaryota; Metazoa; Chordata; Mammalia; Rodentia; Spalacidae. The record is from RefSeq and is a predicted model, not a curated record. Gene Ontology annotation, molecular function: cis-regulatory region sequence-specific DNA binding; DNA-binding transcription factor activity, RNA polymerase II-specific. Gene Ontology annotation, biological process: neuron fate specification; positive regulation of transcription by RNA polymerase II; axonogenesis.
AUGCAGCAGCAGCAGCAGCAGCAGCAGCAGCAGCAGCAGCACAAUGACAACACAGUAAGGGCUGCGCAGCGGCAGGAAGGGCCGCGAGCUUGCCUCCCGGUACCUUCUGUGCCCAGCGUACCACGGCCUCCUGCUGGAGCGCGUUGCCUCAGGCAGUCCUCGCAGCCCCGGCCCGCUCCCCGGCCCCAGAGGCCUACAUCUGCCAGGAUGUUAGGUGUCCUCACCAGGGGCUGCUUAGAUGUGGGAUCCCAGUUCGAACUACAGGCAGGUGGAGAGGACGCUGGGUCUGGCCGACAGUCAUCGCUGCGCACGCAGAUGCACAAGCAGGCGGAGAAGACCACCCGCGUACGUACAACGGUGCUCAACGAGAAGCAGCUGCACACUCUGUGGACUUGCUAUGCCGCCAAUCCCCGGCCCGACGCGCUUAUGAAGGAGAAGCUGGUGGAGAUGACCGGCCUGAGUCCGCGGGUCGUCCGCCUCUGGUUUCAGAACAAGCGCUGCAAGGACAAGAAGUCAAUUCUCAUGAAGCAGCUGCAGCAGCAGCAGCAGCAGCAGCAGCAGCAGCAGCAGCAGCAGCACAAUGACAACACGAGCCUCCAGGGACUGACCGGCACACCCCUGCUGGCCCAUCCGCCCAUCCGCCUUGAGAACGCAGUGCAGGGCAGUGCAGUGGAGGUGCAGACAUACCAGCCGCCCUGGAAAGCACUAAGCCAGUUCGCGCUUCAGAGUCACCUGGACCAACCCGCCUUUCAGCAGCUGAUGAGGCUCUCUGAGUCCGGCUCCCUAGGCAACUCCUCUGGCAGCGACAUGACCUCCCUGUCCUCGCAGCUCCCGGGUACUCCCAACAGUAUGGUGCCAAGUCUGGUGGAGACAUGA